Messenger RNA from Prionailurus viverrinus (fishing cat), 1049 nucleotides. It is a transcript of the gene DYNLRB1, whose product is annotated as dynein light chain roadblock-type 1. The record is from RefSeq and is a predicted model, not a curated record. The transcript is spliced from 6 exons. Gene Ontology annotation, molecular function: dynein intermediate chain binding. Gene Ontology annotation, biological process: microtubule-based movement. Bases 276 to 734 code for a protein of 152 amino acids. NCBI's taxonomy places the organism in Eukaryota, Metazoa, Chordata, Mammalia, Carnivora, Felidae. Gene Ontology annotation, cellular component: cytoplasmic dynein complex; centrosome; cytoplasm.
UCUCGCAGGCUCUUGACCGGAAGCGGGAGCUCCGGCCUCGGCCAGGGUCUGAGAGAGAGGGGGAGGCCAGCCGAGAGGCCCUUACAGUUUAGAGUCCUGGGCCUUGUAGCGCGAUAACAAUAACGAUAAGGUUUCCUGGAAGCUUAAUUUGUGUUCGACGCUGCUAAGCGCUUUACGUAUUUUGGCUUUCCUCCUCACCACAGUUCUGUGAGCAACAUGCACCUGGGAACUAAAGAACAUACAGACACCCAUGUUAGUAGUACCUACUACCCAGGAUGCUGAGGAUACCAGUUGGGCUCCCUCUAGGACAGGAAGUUGGAGAUGCAGAGGUGGAAGAGACACUGAAGCGACUUCAGAGCCAGAAGGGAGUACAGGGAAUCAUCGUGGUGAACACAGAAGAAGCCAGUCAAGACAGUGCCAAGAAAAGAGGAACCCAGCAGCAGAGCCCACAGGCGUACAUUCGAAUCCUAGCCCCACUGCUUAUCGGCUGUGUGACCACUCAGAGCUUCUGUUGCUUCAUUGGCAUUCCCAUCAAGAGCACCAUGGACAAUCCCACCACCACACAGUAUGCCAACCUCAUGCACAACUUCAUCUUGAAGGCCCGGAGCACCGUGCGUGAAAUCGACCCCCAGAAUGACCUCACCUUUCUUCGAAUUCGCUCCAAGAAAAAUGAAAUUAUGGUUGCACCAGAUAAAGACUAUUUCCUGAUUGUGAUUCAGAAUCCAACUGAAUAAGCCACUCUCUUGGCUCCGUGCAUCAUUCCUUAAUUUAAUAGCCCCCAAGAAUAAUAAUGUUAAGCAUGUCAACCAACUGGCAGGUGGAAAUCACCUUUGAUCCUACUUAGACCAGUCCAGUGACCAAAGUCAUCAAAGUCGUCCCUCUGCUGGCCAGUCACCCUUGAGUUCUUGGGUGGGCCUUCUUUCCUCAUCUCCAGAUUUUGGAGCAAGAGCUUUGAGUAGUCCACACCCUGCUUCCUUCUGACCUUCAGCUCACUUCGUCACCCUUGGAAAAGGCUGUUUUUCUUUAACUAAAAAUAACUGAAAUGCUUA